GGCUCCCAAGUGCGCGGGCACGGGGCGAGUCGUGGACGUCCUUGCAGCCGUUGAGUAAGAUCUGCCUGCGGACAAAGGACCCCGGUGGGCACCCUGCGGCCCGGGGCCAGCGAAGGCGCCUCCGUCCGGAGGAUGCAGGAGCGGGGGAAUGGCCCGGGCGAGGGCCAGGCGGCGUCCGCGGCCGGCCGGGUAACGACACUCGCGCGCGGGCGCCCUCGCCCGGCGUUCCGGCGAGCACGCCGAAGCUGGGGCCGGGGAGAACCGGGGAGGAGGAGGAGCCGUCAGGCCCCGCCGCCGCCCGGGCCCCGCGCCCCGCGGGCCGGGAAAAGCGAAAGGGCGUCAGGGCCUCCCGCGCGCCGCUCCAGGAAGUCGCGAGCAGGAAGCGCCGGCGGGGCCGCGCCGGCUGCGGUGCGGGGCCUCGGCUGCGCAGAGUGCGGAGCCGGUGCCCACAUUGCAGCCCUGUCACCCUGUGCGGAAGUGCAGGGCCCUCGGGAAGAACCCGGCGCGGGACCCGGAGCCUGUUCGAGAUCUUCAGGCCCCGGUCGGUGGCAGCGUAGAUGGCUCGACUCCCCGCCGGCAUCCGCUUCAUCGCCUCCUUCUCCAGGGACCAGUGGUACAGAGCCUUCAUCUUCACCUUGACGUUUGUGCUGUACGCCAGCUUCCACUUAUCUCGCAAGCCCAUCAGCAUCGUGAAGGGCGAGCUGCACAGGUACUGCGCCGUCUGGGAUGCGGCCGACGGCAGAUCCAGCGGCGAGAGCAAAGCGGGGUACAGCCCCCCUCACCAGCCCCCAGACAACCAGACUGACUGCGGCUGGGCGCCGUUCGAUAAGAGCAACUACCAGCAGCUGCUUGGGGCCCUGGACUACUCCUUCCUGUGUGCCUACGCCGUGGGCAUGUACCUGAGUGGCAUCAUCGGGGAGCGCCUGCCGAUUAGGUAUUACCUGACUUUCGGCAUGCUUGCCAGCGGCGCCUGCACCGCCCUGUUUGGGUUGGGCUAUUUCUACGACGUGCACAGCCUGGGGUUCUACGUGGUAACCCAGGUCGUCAACGGGCUGGUGCAGACCACCGGCUGGCCCAGCGUCGUCACGUGCCUUGGCAACUGGUUUGGAAAAGGAAGGCGAGGCCUGAUCAUGGGCGUCUGGAACUCCCACACAUCCGUGGGCAACAUCCUGGGGUCCUUGAUCGCCGGCUACUGGGUGUCCACCUGCUGGGGCCUGUCCUUCGUCGUGCCGGGGGCCAUCGUGGCGGCCAUGGGGAUAGUGUGCUUUCUCUUCCUCAUCGAACAUCCCAAGGACAUCCGGUGCUCCUCGGCCCUCCCGGCGCAUUCCAGAGGCGUUGAGAAUGGCACCAGCAGAUUCAGGCUCCAGAAGCAAAGCUUGAACCACGAGAAGAACAGGCCCCUGGACCCAGAGAUGCAGUGCCUGCUGCUGUCGGAUGGCAAGAGCUCCGCGCACGCCAGCCACAUGGUCGUUCUGCCCGGGGACAGCGGGAGCGGCGUGGCCGCCAUCAGCUUCCUGGGGGCCCUGAGGAUUCCAGGCGUGAUCGAGUUUUCUCUGUGUCUGCUGUUCGCCAAGCUGGUCAGCUACACCUUUCUCUUCUGGCUGCCGCUGUACAUCACCAGUGUGGAUCACCUGGAUGCCAAGAGAGCCGGCGAGCUGUCCACCCUGUUUGACGUGGGCGGGAUCUUCGGUGGGAUCCUGGCAGGCGUGAUCUCCGACCGCCUAGAGAAGAGGGCCUCCACCUGCGGCCUCAUGCUGCUGCUGGCCGCGCCCACGCUGUAUGUGUUCUCCACCGUCAGCAGGAUGGGUCUGGAAGCCACUGUGGCCAUGCUGCUGCUGAGCGGAGCCCUGGUCAGCGGGCCCUACGCGCUCAUCACCACCGCCGUCUCUGCCGACCUGGGCACUCACAAGAGCCUGAAGGGGAACUCGCACGCCCUGUCCACCGUGACCGCCAUCAUCGACGGGACCGGCUCUGUAGGAGCGGCGCUGGGCCCUCUGCUGGCUGGGCUGCUCUCCCCGUCCGGAUGGAGCAACGUGUUCUACAUGCUGAUGCUGGCCGACGCCUGUGCCUUACUG
Messenger RNA from Oryctolagus cuniculus (rabbit), 2075 nucleotides. Lineage: Eukaryota; Metazoa; Chordata; Mammalia; Lagomorpha; Leporidae. The record is from RefSeq and is a predicted model, not a curated record.